Molecule: messenger RNA, 1482 nt
Organism: Raphanus sativus (radish)
Lineage: Eukaryota; Viridiplantae; Streptophyta; Magnoliopsida; Brassicales; Brassicaceae
Exons: 2
Coding region: 205-1437 (410 amino acids)
Source: RefSeq, a predicted model, not a curated record
UAACAAUUGAGCCGUUAACCGUUUGUGAUGACACAAUUUUCUUUUAUAUAUUAGAAAUUGUGGCACACACUUGUUAAGAACGUGAAUUACGUAAAACCAGAGGAUAAAAGAUUGUAAUGCGAUAUACAAUUUUCUUAAUAACAAAAAACGAAAGAAUAAGAACAAAGACAGAGAGAAAGAAGAACCGAACAAAAGGAAUGAGAAAUGGCGUAUCGGAGAAGACAAGGGAUCACAAGAGCUUCCACAUUCAACGACGAGAUCUAUCAUCAAACACCUGAUCACGAUUACGGUGAUCUCAAAGGUCACUCCAAUAACGGAUCCUCCUUCAGAUCAUCUCAAUCUUUCUCUUCUCAUUCCUCCCUUGCCGCUCAAGCAAUCCGCGCUUCCUCUUCUCUUAACCCUAAUGCCAAUCCCCAGGUGCGAGGAUUCACGGCUUACGAAGAUGCAACCAAGAACGAGAGUCGUGGCUUCUGGGGAAUCCUAGCUCAAAAAGCCAAAUCAAUCCUCGAAGACGAAGAGGAAGAGCAGCAGGGACGACAAAACGUCGUCGUCUCGGAGCCGCCCUCGAGUAAUAAUAAUAAUAAUAAUAAUAAUAACAAUCCAACCAUACGCAAAAGCAUAGACAAGAUCACGACGUCUCUGAAUCAGAUCGGGGACAGCUUCGAGAAAGCGUUCGAGGAAGGUCGUACGAUGGUAGCUUCUCAAAUCAGGCGUAAAGGAUCAGACCUAAUGGAUAUACCAGAGAAUAAUCACAACAAUCAAUCCUCCGGUUCGAACAGUCCAUGGCAACCGUUAACGCAACCUAACCCACACGAGUCUCAGCUCAAAGCCUCUCGUGACGUGGCCAUGGCUACAGCAGCCAAAGCCAAGCUCCUCUUACGCGAACUCAAAACGGUUAAAGCCGACCUAGCUUUCGCUAAACAGCGGUGCUCGCAGCUGGAAGAGGAGAACAAACGGUUAAGAGAUAACCGGGAGAAGGGAACCAACAAUCCAGCUGACGAUGACCUAAUCAGGCUCCAGCUCGAGACGUUGCUUGCUGAGAAAGCGAGAUUAGCGCAUGAGAACUCGAUCUACGCGAGAGAGAACAGGUUCUUGAGAGAGAUCGUUGAGUACCAUCAGCUAACGAUGCAGGAUCUUGUUUAUAUCGAUGAAGGUAUCGAAGAAGUGGCUGAGGUGAAUCCUUCGCUCACUAGAACGCUCUCGAUGGCUUCGUUCGCUGCUUCUGAGUUGCCUGUGAACUCUUCUCCUUCUCCUUCUUCGUCUCCGGAUUCGUCUUCUCGGCUUUCGGUUUCUACGGAUGUUUAUUAUCCGGUGUUGGUUCAGCAGAGUUCGGCUAGUGAUGUUGGUGGUGAUGAGAGUCCUAGACCGGUUCGACCCCCUUCUUUGGGAUACAAGGAUGAUGUGAUCAAGAGACCAUCGUCACAGAUGUCUGUUUAGAAACCCAAGAGUUGGUUUACUUAUUACCAUUUUGAUUCGUGUCUG